Rubroshorea leprosula is the source of this 1567-nucleotide messenger RNA. NCBI's taxonomy places the organism in Eukaryota, Viridiplantae, Streptophyta, Magnoliopsida, Malvales, Dipterocarpaceae. The record is from the annotation of a GenBank genome assembly.
AGUCUCCAAUCGAAGAAGAAAUGGGAGAAGAGAAGGAAGCCACGUCGAGUUCACUCAGCGAAGGACUCGCUCCCCAUGACCCGGACGACGUCCCCAAAUCCCCUCCUCACUCACCCAAUUCCUCUACGCGCAAGGCCUGCUAUGCUGUUCUACAGAGCUGGGUUUCUAAGAAGUUCAUGACAGGAUGUGUGGUACUCUUUCCAGUUGCUGUUACAUUUUUAGUGACAUGGUGGUUUAUUCAGUUUGUUGAUGGUUUCUUCAGUCCAAUAUUUGCCAGGCUUGGCAUUGACAUAUUUGGUGAGACUCCAAAGUACUAAAUGUUAUCCUAUUCUGAUAUUUUGAUCCAUAGCAAGCUAUUUUUGGUCUAUAAUUUUCAAUUUGCUGGUUAUCUAAUUGGGAUGCUAAUCUUAUUGUCCUGGUUAUGUUCAUUCCCUGUUCUGGUGCACUUGGGGUGAAAUUUUCCUGCUUUUGUUUUCCAUAAUUCCUCUAAAGUCUGCAUGUGAUCCUUAUCUCUUUUUGUGCCUACAUCCUUGCUUAUUUUGAACUGAAAUGGUUUGUUUGCAGGACUUGGGUUCAUUACAUCCUUGCUUUUCAUAUUUUUUGUUGGCAUAUUUGCGUCAUCAUGGUUGGGUUCCACCGUUUUCUGGCUUGGGGAAUGGUUCAUAAAGCGCAUGCCCUUUAUGAAGCACAUAUACUCUGCCUCCAAACAAAUUAGUGCAGCUAUUUCUCCAGAUCAAAAUACCACUGCUUUUAAAGAAGUCGCAAUUAUUCGCCACCCUCGUCUUGGUGAAUAUGCAUUUGGUUUUAUCACAUCUUCUGUUAUCCUUCAGACGGAAAAUGGAGAUGAAGAGUUAUGCAGUGUUUAUGUCCCAACUAACCAUUUAUAUAUCGGGGACAUAUUUCUUGUCAAUUCUGAGGAGAUCAUAAGACCGAACUUGUCAAUUCGAGAAGGCAUAGAGAUUAUUGUUUCUGUCGGUAUGACAAUGCCACAAGUAAUAUCUCCUAUGCAAAGGAUUUCUUAUCAGGGCAAUCGGAUUCCUCUAAACAGAAUGAUAUGAAAGUUCAGAAGACAAGUGAUUUCUGCAACUCUUAACAUAUCCCCACCCCACAACAUAUGCACGCGGCACACAUUGAUACAAGCACCAUUCUGAUUAUAUUUAACCUAAGAUGUAUCUUGAUGAUAUGGGGAAUCAAUUAUUUAGAGAAAAGAAAGAAGGUUGCUAAAUGAGUGUGUUUUUCCUUGCAUCAGGUUUUGAAAAGGUAACUAGGUUCUUGCUUAGGUAACUUACAUCCAGAAAGGUUAAACCAUCAAUGAUCGUGGAAGAUCACCAAUUCAAGCACAAACUUGCUGAUGGGAAGCCUGUCUGUAUUUUCUACAGUUGUAACCCCUUUUUUUCAUUUUCCUGCCUACCUUUGUACCAACAACAAAUUGCUUAUGUGUAAAAAGAAAGAAAUACCAAAGAAUGUUCUAUUUUCUCCAACCUUGUAUAAAGCUGGCAGUUGACACUAUGCAACUCAAAGGAUACAGAAUUACCUUUUUCAAUUUUAAUCAUAUCGAAUGAUACAU